UUUUGAUUACAAACGAAGAUAAAGCUGAACAAGAGCUAAAAAAAUACUAGAUAUAUAUAUCACUCAAAGAAACACACAAAAACGCCUCUGUGUCAUAUAUCCACGCUAAUCAUACAUACAAUACAUCAGAAAUGAGUGAACCUAUAGACACACCAAUGACCGAAGAACCAGUGGUUGCCCAAGAAGAAGAACAAGUACAAGAAGUUGACACUGAAAAGAUCACACUCUUGCCAGGAGCCUCCGAUGACGGAACUGCUGCUUCAUUCCAAAUUAUCGACGAAGACCACACAUUAGGUAAUGCCUUACGUUACAUCAUCAUGAAGAACCCUGAAGUUGAAUUCUGUGGUUACUCCAUUCCACAUCCUUCUGAAAACAAGCUUAACAUCAGAAUCCAAACAUACGGAAACAUAACAGCUGUUGAAGCUUUGCACCAAGGUUUAGAUAACUUGACUGAACUUUGUUCAACCGUGGAAGAAAAGUUUAGCGAAAAGAUUCAAGCUGGAAACUAUAAGACAGUUGCCCCAUAAAACAAACCAUCAUUUAUAGAAAUAAACAAUUAC
Messenger RNA from [Candida] anglica, 560 nucleotides. The record is from the annotation of a GenBank genome assembly. NCBI's taxonomy places the organism in Eukaryota, Fungi, Ascomycota, Pichiomycetes, Serinales, Debaryomycetaceae.